Sander lucioperca (pikeperch) is the source of this 3295-nucleotide messenger RNA. RefSeq lists its product as uncharacterized. Gene Ontology annotation, biological process: neutrophil migration. The transcript has 19 exons. Lineage: Eukaryota; Metazoa; Chordata; Actinopteri; Perciformes; Percidae. The coding region runs from base 97 to 3192 and encodes 1031 amino acids. Gene Ontology annotation, molecular function: protein binding; calcium ion binding. The record is from RefSeq and is a predicted model, not a curated record. Gene Ontology annotation, cellular component: cell surface; apical plasma membrane.
GAACUUCCGAGCGGCGCGUGAAGGCAGCGCACACCUGCCGCUCAUUAGGACAUUAGGACAGCUCACAUUUCCAGGCAAGGCUUGACUAAACUCGAAAUGCUGUCCGUUGACGGAAUUGCAAAGAAAAUGAACUCCUUCGAGUUUUCGUUCAUCGUUUUCAUACUGGUAUCUCACACUAUAUCGUUUGGACGUACCGACGAUAUGUCCUUCUCAAUAUGCUGGAUGAGCAAGGACGAUGCUCUGGAAAGGUUAAAUGGAAACAUAUGGCUCAAUGGCACAUCACUUAAACUCCUCAGUAAGGUGGGUAAAGUGACCUCCCUGACGGUGUCCCCAGCUGUUGAAAACAAGCUAACACUAAAGUAUGGAGGCUCUGUUCAGGCAUGGACGUUAAGAAUCGACCCACGUACAAAGUUCACUAAGAUCCGAGGCCUGCAGAAACCCCUAAAGCAACCAACAACUGUCACCAAGGGCUUCUUGGAGAUGAGUCCCAAUGAAGUGUUUUCAUGUGAAAAUGGCACACUAUUCUUCCACCAAGAUGAAAACUUCUUCCUUGCACUUGGCCACACUAUGCAUCUCCCAGUCAAGCUGGAGUCCAGAACUCCCUCCAUGUUGCAGGUCUCCUGGGUGGAGAAGCGCCCAGCAGUCAGCAACAGCCUCACGGUGACACUGUACCACACUGAAAGUGGCUCCUAUAAAACUCUGAGCAUGGACACUACCACCAACAACCACUACCACUUCACUGCUCUGGACUCCUGCAGCCUCUAUGUGGCCUGUUUGGAGACUGCAGCCUCUCACUCCAUCACCUGCCUCUCGACUAUUACUGACCCAGACAUUCCCAAGGACUUUGAGGUGACGUCAUGGAACAGCAGCAGCAUAUCGUUGGCCUGGGACUGCCCUGCGAACUGCAAGUUCUCCUCCUUCCUUCUCACCGCCUUCUACCUCAAUGGCGCAGACCAAAUCAUAGAGGAGGAGCUCUUGUGGCACAAGGAGGACACCUUUGUGUUCAUCCUGUCUGACCUGGAGCCCUGCACCAGGGUUAGAUUUGGCCUGCAGACGGUCUGCCAGGCGGGGAUAGAGUCCCGUUACAGCAAGAUGGUCCUGAACGAUGGCAACUCUGUUCACUCCAGCAUUGAGGCCUUGCGUCAGACAUCUUAUGGCCACGACAACUAUGCCCUGAGCUGGGAUGCCCGGGACACCUCGUCCAUCUCCAUGUUCAGAGUCUACCACGAGGGAAAGCUGCAGGGCACCACGCUCAUCACCAACUUCACUGUGGGGGGGCUGCUGCCAUGCCAACAGCACCAGGCUAAGGUGGAGGCGCUGUGUGGAGACGGUGUGCUCAUGAAUGCCAAGACGGUUGCAGCACACACAGGACCUCUGGGUGUUUCUGAGCUCAGGUAUCACUCCAAAGACUCCACCGCCCAGUGGAAACCCCGCACCAUGCACCAGCCUGCUGUGGCCUUUGUAUAUGAACUGUCUCUGGAGAACGGCACCACCAUCCAGAGCAGCCGGGUGACUGACACAGAGCUGUCUCUGCCAGGGCUGGAGGAAGGGAAGACCUACAUCCUCGACGUGUGGGAGGAAUGUGAUGAACAGAGGGAGUCGAAACAUUCUCAUGUGGGUUUUGAGGGAGCUAAUUCAUCCUUAAAGCUCUUUGUGAGAGCUACUGGAUCUUCUCUGGACCAAGAGCUGCAGUUAGAUCAUUCCAGCAUGGGUCUCACAAUAGUCGUGCCCUGGUCACUGCCUGAGGAUCUACUGGAGGACAUGUCGGAACCGAGAGCUAAAAUCGGGAAGAUUUUUCAAGAUAAGCUACAGCAGAUGUUGAAUGACUUUCAUCCGCCAGCCCGUGUUGAGCUGGUUGCAAUUAAACCUGCAGGCGAGCCAGACAAAACAGACAUUCUGUUUAUGUCUUUUGAUGCAUCCAAAACUGAGGAAGACGUCCCCCUGCCUGUUGAAGAUCAGCUGGACUACAUUCACUCCCUGAAUACAGACCACAUGACGGUUACAGAUGGGCUCAUUUACUGGGAAGGUCCUGAUCUGUGUGCUUCCUCCAAGCAAACUUUGUGUCCCCUCAACUCUCUGUGCAUCAACACCCUGGGCUCCUACGCCUGUUUGUGCCAACGUGGCUACUACGAUGUGAGCUCUGUCAUCGAGCCCCCUGUGGCUUCACAUCCAAUCUGCAAUGAAAAAGGACUUUUCAGCCACUGUCUGGGUAAACUGAUGACUGGUAGUAUAGCAAAACCCUACCUGACUUCUCACAUUGGGGGAAAGUUAGACGUGAGGCUGAACGAUGGCUCGUGCCCUGUGGAUGAGACUGAGAUGUUCUACUACUUCCGCAUCUCACGAAAAGCCUCUGAAUGUGGAACUGAGAGGCAGGUGAACAAAACCCAUAUCCAGUUACAAAACACUCUGACUGUGACCAUCAGAGAUCAAAUCAUCACCCGACGGGAUCUAAAAGUCGUCUGGAAGUGCAUCCACCCACGACAUUAUCUACGCAACGCUCAAGUCAGUGUGGAUGUGGAGUGGCACUCCUCCGUCUCCCUGGUGGCGUUCAACUCCUCCCUGCAGCUAGGCCUGACCAUGACCCUGCACCCUGAUGAGUCAUACACCGACAGCUACAGGGAUGCCAUAACCAUGGGGCCUGAGGACACUCUGUUCUCCCAGGUGGCCCUGCAGACCAACAACUCGUUUGCUUCAGGCGUGCUCCUGCAAGUGGAGUCAUGCUGGACCACUGAGAGCCCUGACCACCAGGACACAGUCCAGGGUGUUCUUCUUCAGGAUGGCUGUGCUGUUGACAACACGUUCCAUUGGCUCUCUGUAAACGGCCUGGCACAAAACAGCAGAUUUUCCAUUCAGAUGUUCACCAUGCCCAAAGGGUUGCCCAUCUACAUUCAUUGCCUGACCAACAUAUGUGGACAUGAUGAAGACUGUACAAAGAAUUGCAGCAGCCAGCAGCGCACCAAGAGGUCAGGGAGCCAGAUGGACAGAGAGGGGGCCCAAGCUACUGUAGUGUCUGCUGGACCUCUGGUGGUCAAUAGGAGGGGGUCGUCAGCAGUCCCACCAUCUUACUGGCCAGAGCAUAUGACCAUGUUCUCCAUUGUGGCCGGAUUAAUAGGCUUUUUGGGAGUAACCGUACUCUCAGUGAGUGCAACCAAAGCAAUCAUGACUUACUAUGAGCGACUACAGCUGCAAUAAAGUGUUUGGAACACCAUCUGUGAGUGUGUAAUGAUGAUCAUGGAGACAGUUAACUGUAAUUAACAAGACAGACGUGACAGAAAUGAAACCUUAUCUUCUUAUG